Giardia duodenalis is the source of this 1572-nucleotide messenger RNA. RefSeq lists its product as uncharacterized. The transcript has a single exon. The record is from RefSeq and is a predicted model, not a curated record. Gene Ontology annotation, cellular component: nuclear proteasome complex; cytoplasm; proteasome regulatory particle, lid subcomplex. Lineage: Eukaryota; Fornicata; Diplomonadida; Hexamitidae. The coding region runs from base 1 to 1572 and encodes 523 amino acids.
AUGGAUGGUCAAGCCAAGAGGGAGCAGAGGAUCCGGACAGAAGCAGAGGCUACCUUAGCGGAGCAUCUAGCGAGACUGGAUGCAUCACCAGAUUCAUUGGAAAGUGUCAUGGAGCAGCUGGAAGACCUGGAGCGAGGGGCCAGGCUGACGUCCGACGCUGUAGCAACUCCAAUUUACGCAGCUGGGCUUCUUCAAGCUCUUCUGGAGGUGGGAAAGGUCGAGGACGCUAUCAACCUCUUUGGGAACCUGAUCAGACGGCGCUCCCAGACCAACGAGGCCAUCGUCCGAUGUGGGACCGUGUUGGAGGAGUACCUACAAAAGAACUACGACGACCAAUCUGACUAUUCUACGCUAGAGCCAUUACUACAAAAGUUUACUGGGAUCAUCGGGCAUUUGAUUGUUGUUGAGGCCAUAAAUGUGAGACAAUCGAUCAGGUUACUUCGCAUGUACCGUAGAGCAGGAGAGCGUAACGGUGCGCUAAAGAUAGCUGAGACUCUGUCAGCGGAUGUCGCCGCUACUCUUGCAUACAUUGAGAGAAUAGAGUACACCCUUGAGCAGCUAGAUGUUGCUCUUUACUUUAGAGAGCUUGUACUGGCCGAGAUAAUUGUGAAUCGCAUUAAGGAAAAGACACUGAAGGCUACAACAGCAGCGGUGUACCGUAAAGGUGAUUUGGACCUGGGAGUUCGUCUUAGUCUUGCUCAGCGACGAUACUACAUAGCGAGAUACCUUAUUGCACUCGGAGACAAGCGAAUGGAUGCACUCUGCGAGGCGGCAUGGGCAGCUGCAUCAACGUAUCUAGCGGUGCUAGACAGACCCGAGUUAAACAAGGAUUCCCAGCUCUCAAAUGAUGACCUCAUGAAAUGCUCUACACUCCUUUCGACUGCCGCUAUUGCAGGUCUUCUUGCUGGGUUCUCUAAGGUCUCCGGUGUCGUGAAGCAAAUGAGGGCUUCGACCCUCUAUGCCGAGAAUAUCUUUUACUGCACGCGGGCUCACAGGUGUGUUUCCUCCCUCAUACAUCCAUUUGCAAAGUCUAUCUUCAGGUCUCCCCUGCAUCCCUGGCAGAAGAUUGAGGAAGACUUUAAGGAAGGCCGGGUCUGUCCUGCCACGGCAUAUAUUCCGCUUCCUCAAGACCUAGCCUAUGAUGCUAGUAAUCUAAAGCAGGACACCUACACAGCAAAGAUAGAGUUAUUUUCGCCAUCAUUGUUUUCCAGUGUCUACGAAAGCGUUUGUUCUGAUUAUGAGGCUAUGACAGAUACCGAAAUAGAACUCACAUGGGGGCUAUGCAAGUCCUCUUACAUAGAGGAGUUUGUGGCUCAGAUAAUGCGCUUUUAUAACAACACAACGAUUGAUAACCUUGCACAAUUGGUUGGCUGCGAUCCCAUAGACGUUGAGCUUGCUCUGGUUAACUAUGAUGGGUACUUGGCCAUUGACCGUCCACAGAGGACCAUCCAAAUGAGCAAGCCCCUUUCUAACAACGAACAGCUCUCCCAAUGGCUUGAACAUACCCGCAAAGCUGUCAUAAACAUAGCGAAGAUCUCACAGCUGCUUGAGAUGGACAUUCGUCUCAGUUAA